AAACUUAAGAUAUCAUAAUCAAUAAUACAUUUCUGUUGAUGUUUCUUUUUUAACAUUUAACCUUAAUAAAAUAGAUUAUUAAAAGUUUUCAGCUCGGCUUAUUAGAAACUAUUAGAGCAAUUGUAAAAUAAAUUAAAUCAGUGUACUUUAUUAUCUGCUCCAUUUUACAUGAAACCCAAACAUUUUGAGAUGUGAUGAUUCAGUGAUUGUUUUAAAUGGUAAUAGGAUUAUAUGAUUAAGUAGCAUAAGAUAUAAAGUCACCACACACAACUUGAGUUAGCAAAUGUUUUAUUGACAGCAAAAAAACACACAUCACUUGACUACCGCUAUUGCAGUGAAUCUAGAAAUUGUACACAACAAAUAAACACACAAACAAACAAACAAACAAACAAAAACAUAUAACAUGACAUUCUCUGACACCAUUCAUUUCAUUAUUAGAUUCACUAUAUACCGACAUAUUUAUAAAUGCAAAAUUACAGAAAACAUUUACAAUAGAAUGUCGGUCAUGCUUGUGAAUUAUAUUUAGCAUGCGAAAUUCUAGGUUUGACUAAAGCCGAAUCAUAAGCUUUACUGGUCAAAAGGAGAGAUUCACGCUUGGUGAACUCCUUGUCCUUGUUAAGAGAUAAACGUUUAAGUGUAGAACAAGAUGUGUGUGACUACCGCUUAAGACUAACUCGUAAUAUAGAAACAUUAACAUUGAACAUAACUCACGUGUUGAAGUGUAAAAUAUUCCGUAUGACUAUUCAUAUAGCUAGUCAACAUAAAGCUUCAAAAGGAUUCGUCACAUUGAGGUGAUGAUUUUGGGAGAGACACAGCAGUAAUUUACAGACGCAAAUGAAGUUGUAAAAUGACAAGCACCAACAGCAUAUGUGUCAUGUAGAUUUAAAAAAUAGAGAACCUUUUUGUGCUUUAGGUGAGCAUUUUUAUUCAGUGUAUGCUUACAAAUGACAAAUACAAAUAUUGGUUGUUACACAUAGCAAAUGACAAAAUCUUACAUUUGUAGAAAAUAUGAAAAGUUAUAUAAUUCUAUAAUCAUUUUGUAAUUAGAAUUGAAUACAUUUUUCUCCCAAAUCAAAACUAAUCCAGAAACAGUUUUAAACGGCUACAAGCACGUAAAAUACCCUAUAUUGUUUGUUUACUCAUUCAUUUUAAUUAAUUUGUUUACUGAUUUUUGCUUUUUUACCAUUAGAAAAUUUCAGGCACGGUACUUUUCACCCCUCGGAUUUUCUAGGUAAUGUUAAUCAGAUUUACUCAUGCUAAACACAGUGGCAGACUGUAUGGAAAACAAAACGAAAAUGACAAUUAAAGGACUUACUAUUUCUGCAUGGAUAAAAUCCGGAGUGAAGCAUUUACAGCACCGGUCGUAGAACCUCAUAAAAACCUAACAGCUUUUUGAUGCUCUACGUCAACAACAAACAGUAGGGGCGUUUAUUGCAUUUUAUAGUUUGUUAAACCAUUUACAACCACAUUUGCCAUUACACCUGACGUGCAGGUCCAUUCCAACAUCCUCAUAUCUCUGUAAAUAUAUUUAUAUAAACACAAUUAUCAGAAUAUUAAAUAUGACCACCUCGCUUAUUUUCGAUGCGCGCGCCUUGGUCGCUGCAGAGGAUGAUUUUGUAAGUUUAAGCGUUCUUAUAAGGGUUAUAGGAUGCAUUUAAACUGAUGCCAGUUAAAUCGUGUACCUUUUAAAAUUGGCCGUCUCGACCCUGACAUUUAAAAAAAGGAGACUCGACCUCGUUAGAGAUUUGGAAAUUAACGGCUAAAUAUGCAUCACUUUAGGUUGUCUGUGAUGAACAUGCAAAAAAUCAAUCUUUCAAACGGGUUUGGAGUGGAGAAGUUGAGUGGGGGGAGGGACAGAGGCUAUGCACUUGAUCUGAUGCAAAGCGGCAGAUUUCUCAUUAACUUACCCGCUUGAACAUAUUAAUGUGCAUAUUCUCCCCUCCUCUCUCUCCCUUGGCCCCCCUUCCCUCUCCUGCUCCCUCGCGCUCUCUCCCUCUCAGCUCUCUCUCCCUCGCUUUCUCUUUUUCUCUCUUUUUCAUUCUCUCACUCCCUUCAUAUCAGAAUCGCGCAGAGCGGUGUCCGUGUAGGGAUGCGAGAAGCCAAUGGAACGAGGAUUCGAUAGAAGAUGCAAAUGAUCGUGAAAACACACAGCAAAAUAUGAAACUUCUCAUUUGCAGCCGAGUAAAUCAUAGAAAAACUGGUUGGGAACUGGCACCCUUCACCGGAAUUGUGAUGCUGGAACUCUACAGUGGGAACAUGCCUAUGGAAGCUUUAGCUAAGUUGUUUUAACAAAGGUAUACAAACGCAAACCGUUCAGUUUUUGGAAAUCAAGGCUUGGCUGCUGCAUUGUUUGUUACCUCAGUAACUGUGAAACUGACAACUCUCUGAAGCUACUGCGCUGAUAUAAAGACAUUCAAACGCAAACUCUUGAACAAAAUCAGCACCAACAACAACAUCAAAAGAUGAGCUCAUAUUUCGUCAACUCUCUCUUCACUAAAUACAAAAGUGGAGACACUCUGCGGCCAAACUAUUACGAGUGCGGAUUUGCUCAGGACCUAGGGACGAGACCCACCGUCGUGUACGGUCCAGGCACCGGGGCCACUUUCCAGCAUGCCCCUCAGAUUCAGGAGUUUUACCACCACGGCGCAUCCACGCUCUCCGCAGCUCCUUACCAGCAGAGUCCCUGUGCAGUAACUUGUCACGGCGAGCCGGGUAACUUCUACGGUUAUGAUGCUCUCCAGAGGCAAACGCUUUUCAGUGCUCAAGACGCCGACUUGGUUCAGUAUAGCGACUGCAAGCUCGCCGCGGGGGGCAUCGGCGACGAGACGGACAACACAGAGCAGAGUCCGUCGCCCACACAGCUGUUCCCGUGGAUGCGACCUCAAGCUGCCGGACGGAGGCGAGGCCGCCAGACCUACAGCCGCUAUCAGACGCUGGAACUCGAGAAAGAGUUUCUCUUCAAUCCCUACCUAACACGCAAGCGACGGAUUGAGGUAUCACACGCUUUGGGACUGACAGAACGACAAGUCAAAAUCUGGUUUCAAAACCGUCGCAUGAAGUGGAAAAAAGAAAACAACAAGGACAAGUUUCCAAGCAGCAAGUCUGAACAAGAGCAGAUCGAAAAAGAGAAACGGGAGAAAGAACAGGCAUCCGGGACACAGCCAGCCGGCGAAGACUGCGACAAGGCAAAACAAAUGUAAAGCGGAUGCGAGUGUGUGUGUGUGUGUGUGUGUGUGUGAGAGAGAGAGAGUGUGUGUUUGUGUGUGUACGUGUGUCAGUCAAUCAAAACGGCAAAGAAUAAAUAGGGAAAAUAAAACAGGACAAUGACGAAGAGAAUAAUGGUGUUUGCAUGGGAAGUUUGUCUCACAGAGACAUUUUAAUCAAGUCGAGUGGUUACAUCUUUCACUCGAGGAAGGAACAGAAAAAAUGACUGGGACUAUACGAAUGACUAUACACUUAAUGUUUUGACCACAGAACUUCAGGAAGACGAAGGACAAGAGGCAUUUCUACUUUUUAACUGUUGUUCAGAGAGUAUGAUAGUGUUAAAGCUAGUCUCCUUUCUUUGUGAAAUAAUUAUCGUGAAACUUAAGUUUCUAUUGUUAGGAUAUUGUCAUUAACAAUUACCUUGGCAGCUGUAUAGUUUUUAAGUUAAAUGGUGCACUUUUAACUGUUCUCACUUAUAUGUUAUGAUGAUGAAGUAGAAAUUAAUGACUUCCAACAACAUGAAACUGCCUAUUUAUGCCGUAGAAUCUCUUUUUACACGUCUUUGGUUCUUCUUAAAUCGAUGGUAUUUUUUGUUGUCUUCCUUUCAUGGGGUAAGCAUGCGCACAGUGGAUUAUAAAAAUGAAUAAACAUAAUAAAAAAUAAUUUUGAAAAUUA
This is a messenger RNA of Onychostoma macrolepis, 3879 nucleotides long. It is a transcript of the gene hoxb8a, whose product is annotated as homeobox B8a. The transcript has 2 exons. Gene Ontology annotation, cellular component: nucleus. NCBI's taxonomy places the organism in Eukaryota, Metazoa, Chordata, Actinopteri, Cypriniformes, Cyprinidae. The record is from RefSeq and is a predicted model, not a curated record. Gene Ontology annotation, molecular function: DNA-binding transcription factor activity, RNA polymerase II-specific; RNA polymerase II transcription regulatory region sequence-specific DNA binding. Gene Ontology annotation, biological process: regulation of transcription by RNA polymerase II. Bases 2463 to 3200 code for a protein of 245 amino acids.